This is a messenger RNA of Pseudo-nitzschia multistriata, 1082 nucleotides long. The record is from the annotation of a GenBank genome assembly. NCBI's taxonomy places the organism in Eukaryota, Bacillariophyta, Bacillariophyceae, Bacillariales, Bacillariaceae.
CCUAGAUGAUUUUUGAUGUUUUCUGUUGGUGUUUGUGUUUGUGUUUGUUCAUCACUUCGAACACAGCAACACCAAACACAGAUCCCUUCCGCCAUGGCCGCCACAAACAACAGCAACGACGACUACAAACCAAAGACAAACCCAACACCGGCACCAACGCCGAGCGGCGGUGGCAAGGACGAGCCGGAUGAGCAGCCGACGCAGGCCGAGUCCGACAUGACGGAGGCCAUCGCGAGGGAUCGACCGACCAUCGACGCCGCGGUCAAGAGCUUUGUCAGCCUGGUGUGCGCCCGCUCCAUGGCGGCGUCCGGCAAGAAGAGCAACAGCAACACCAGCAAAACAAAGAAGACGACACCAAGCGAGGCGGCCGCGAGCACAGAAUCGGCAUUGGCAUCCGCAACCGCAACACCGGCGGACAAGGUAAUGAUGGGGAUCAUCCCCGGCCUCGCCGGCGCAUCGAUAUCGCCCCCUGCCACUUCCGGCGACAAGCCGCUCUCGGUGCAGCAGCGGACCCUCAACAUGGCACGGAUCGUCCUCCGAGCCGUCAACGCCCACACGUUUUCCGUCCACGACACGGUGGCCUACUCCAGGGCCGAAAAACCCGGGACCUCCCCUUCCAAAAAGAAGGAACUCCUCGAGCUCAGCGUGGUGGCCCGGCUCUGGAACGCCCUGGUCGAGUCCGAGCAGAAACCCUCCCGCUUUCUGGGGCGGCGGGCCCUCAAGCUGGCCUGGGGGGACCUGGACCUAACGGGGGCCGAAGAGGCCGGGGGCAGCGAAACCGACCGCGAGGCCCUCCGCGGCCUCCUCACCGAGUUUGGGGACCUUCUCUUUCGCCCCCCGAGGCCCCUUCCCUCCCCGGCGGAAGGGGCCGGGAGCGAACAAGACGACGACGCGGCCCUACUGUGGGCCCCCGACGGGGGGGCCGGAGAGCUCGCCCGGAGAAGGCAGAGGCGCCUGGCGGCGGCGGAAGAACGGGGGCCGCGCACGCCCUCGUGAAACAGGGCCGCCGGGGUUGCUUGCUUUGCGCUCUCUCGCGGGAGGGCAUCCGCAACCAGGAAAUUUAAAAAAAAAACACAUUGGCU